This is a messenger RNA of Epithele typhae, 1242 nucleotides long. RefSeq lists its product as uncharacterized. Bases 1 to 1242 code for a protein of 413 amino acids. Lineage: Eukaryota; Fungi; Basidiomycota; Agaricomycetes; Polyporales; Epitheliaceae. The record is from RefSeq and is a predicted model, not a curated record. The transcript is spliced from 2 exons.
AUGCCGCGAGUACGGGCGGCGAAGAAGCCCCCUGCAGAUGGCCCAGCGCCCGCCUCCGUUCCCGAUGCCCCUAUGGCAGCGAAGAGACCACCCCCCAAGCGGCGCGUCAACUCGGACACCGCUGCGAUGCCCCCCACUCCUCCCCAAACGACCCACAAGCGCAAGCGUCGCUCCCGAUCUCGCGUCACCGACUCUUCAUCUGAAGAAUCCGACCAAGAGGUCCCAGAGCCCGAGUCGGAUGGCGAGGAGGAGCGGCGGAGCAAGGCAGGCGAGGUCGCCGUAGGCCACAAGAAGCGGCGCACCCUCACCCUCGAUGCGAUUGCGGAGGAGCUCACCGACGCGAAGGCGGCCGAGGACGCGUUCUGGAUGGGGGAGUCGAGCGCGAAGCCCUCCUCAUCCAGUCAACCACCCCGCAAGGGGCUCAAGAAUCGCGCCCCCACGCGUCCCCGCGGCCGCUCUCGCACUCGGUCGCCUUCCUCGUCCCCUCCCCCUGCGCCGUACAUGCUCCAGAAGGGACACAGUGGGCUGAUGUCCCCGCCGCCAUCGCGGCGCGCGCCUAUCGUCCCUCCUCGACCAGCCACGCCUCCCCCACCACGCGAGGAGAAGGAAAAGGGGAAGGAGCUUCCGGUGCGGGACUCGCCCAACAACCCGUUCCUCAAUAACGAGUCCCCGGCUCCCAUCCCCACGAGCGAGGAUCUGAGCCCCCCUGAGCCACGUACCCCCAAGAAACACGCUGAAAAGCCUGUGUUGGCUUAUGUCUUCCGAGGGACUCGGAUGUACAUGGCGAAUCCGCAUCUAGUACCAGAGGAAGUGGCGGCUGAAGUUGAGGCGCGCGACAACCUCCCGGUUGACCACCCCGAGUAUGUUCCCUCUGAGGCGUGUCCCCCGAAGCUCCUCUUCCCCGGCACUCGCAAAGCAGACCUUAACCGCCGGCGGGCCCGUGCGGCAGUCCCAGAACCAGCCUCUCCCACUCCCGCGGCCGGUGUCCGCAGAGCUGGUUCGACUUCCAGCGACGGCAGCCGUGCUGCCGGACCUUCCAACGCGGUACCCGAAGUGGACGAUGGCGCCAUGGCUGCUGCUAUGGCCAAGCGAAUCAACGCCCGCAUGCGCAAGGGUGUUUUCGCUGACGGCGAGGCCCCUCGGACCAGGUCAAGCAGCCGUGACAGCAGCGUCCAUCCCAAGCUCCCGGAGAAGGACCGCAGCGAUCCCGUGAAGCGGGCGUUGGGUCCCGUCCGCAAGUGA